Molecule: messenger RNA, 333 nt
Organism: Cercospora beticola
Lineage: Eukaryota; Fungi; Ascomycota; Dothideomycetes; Mycosphaerellales; Mycosphaerellaceae
Molecular function (GO): oxidoreductase activity
Source: RefSeq, a predicted model, not a curated record
AUGGCUUCCGGGACCAACGAUGUCGGGGCUUACGUCUACGUCUCCUACCCACGAACAGCAGAUAUCAAGUUCGACACGGAAUACUACAUCAACAAGCACUGUGCGCUGGUCGACAAGCACUGGAAGCCUUUUGGCUUGAAAUCUUGUACAGUUGUGCAGUUCGCAGAGGACGAUCCAAGCGGUAUCCAUACGCAAGCGAUUUUGCUAUGGGAUAGUGCGGAAGACUUCGAUAAGGCAAUUGGAGCGAAUAUUCCGGAGCUCAUGCAGGAUCUGCCGAAUUAUUCGAACGUCACGCCUAUCUUCUACCACGCCAAGGUUUUGAGGCUGGCUUGA